Suillus paluster is the source of this 2433-nucleotide messenger RNA. RefSeq names its product PRMT5-domain-containing protein. Gene Ontology annotation, cellular component: nucleus; cytosol. Gene Ontology annotation, biological process: regulation of DNA-templated transcription; peptidyl-arginine N-methylation. The transcript has 12 exons. NCBI's taxonomy places the organism in Eukaryota, Fungi, Basidiomycota, Agaricomycetes, Boletales, Suillaceae. Bases 32 to 2212 code for a protein of 726 amino acids. The record is from RefSeq and is a predicted model, not a curated record.
CGCCACACUUCUAAUAGCUUCCCCCAAGAUCAUGGCUGACGCUGCGGCGAGCUUAGCUUCUUGUUUCACUUUUGACGACAUUUCACAGGCUUCUACACGCACCAAUGGAUCUGAUAAGUCACCCGUUCUCAAAUUAAUCAAGGAAAGUCACACCAAGGGUUACGACUUUGUUUGUCUUCCUCUGACUACCCCAAAAUGGAGAGAGCGAUGGAGAAAUAUGUGCAUCGUGCCAUCAGCAAGUGCAGAUGACACUGAUGAAACUGCCACUGCAGAACAGCAGGCAGAGGCAUGGAGGAAAGCACCAUCUUUCCUGCAUGAGGAGGUGACCAUCUCGAGACUUGAUGAGGCGGUGCCUGUACUUGUGAUAGGUGCAUUGCAUCAGGAAGUGGCCUACGCGUCAUACCUCAAUGUUCAGACGGUCAUCUUGCCUCCACCGAGGCAUCGAUCGCAUGUCGCAUCAUAUGCGCGCGCCUUAAAUGAAUGCCUCAAAAGUACCACUUAUAUGAACUUUUCAAUACGCCUUCCUAUCUACGAUCCCGCCGUUUUUCAACCGAAGGAAUCAUCACCCAUUCAUACUUCCACGCAGAGCACAUCGUCGACCCCGUCCGCACCCUCAACACCAAAAAUUGUCAUACCGCGCGCUUCCACGCCAAAGUCCUUGAAGGCCGCCCGAGCACCCGAAGGAGAGUUAAAUGCAACUUGGGAGAUGUGGGACAUAAUACGUACAUUGUGUGACUACAACACGCGACUGACGCUCACGCUCGAUCUCACCCCCCCAUUACCUUCUAAUGCCGGCAUUCUGAACAGAUGGAUGGCUGAACCCGUUCAACAUAUAUUCCUCCCCGCGUCCACGUUUAUCGCGAAUGUGAAGGGCUACCCUGUCCUUCCCAAGGGUACCCAAUCUUUUCUACGGAAUAGUAUGGCGCAUCACCCUAUUAUCAUUAUGUCAGAGGUAAGUUCGGGCCUACAUACCAAAGGCGGCGAAUCAGCGUACGCGCAAUAUGUACGACAUGUCGAGAAGACCAGCUCGGCUAUUCAGGCAGCAAUGACGGCAGGGACAGUUGAGCACUUCGCUCAGGGAUAUCAAGACUUCCUCCAGAACCCCCUGCAGCCGCUGAUGGAUAACCUCCAGAGCAUUACGUACCAAACAUUCGAACAGGACCCUGUGAAAUAUCGCAAUUAUGAAGAAGCCGUGUAUCACGCGUUGAUGGACUGGCCUGAUAGCGAUCGCAUGCUGCAGGGCCGGAAACAGAAGGAGUGGGGUGACUCUGUUCAGCUGUUCUUUGGAGACAUGCGGCACGUAGACCUUCCUGAGCAAGUGGACAUCCUCAUCAGUGAACUACUUGGUUCGUUCGGCGAUAACGAGCUAAGUCCGGAGUGCCUAGACGGCGCAAUGAGGUUUUUGAAACCUGAUGGCAUCUCUAUCCCGUCAUCGUACAGCGCUCAUCUCGCACCGUUAUCUUCAUCGAAGUUGUACAAUAACGCGCGGAUCAACAGAGACAUCAAAGGCAUGGAAACACCAUACGUGGUGAUGUUUCAGAACGUCAACAUCCUGAGCGGAGAUGGUGGAGGAAUAUCAGGCCGCUGCGGGCGCAAGAUCCAACUGUGCUGGGAAUUCGAGCAUCCACGAAAAGAUGCGACCGUCGAUGAGCGAGGCUUACCGCUGACCAAUAGUCACAAUGUCCGCUCAGCCAAGUUGUCGUUCCAUAUUCCUCAUGCAGGGGUUAUGCACGGGCUUGCAGGUUAUUUUGAAGCCGUCCUCUAUGGGCAUGUUGGCCUCAGCAUUCACCCACACAGCAAAGAUCGGGUGUCAAAAGACAUGCUGAGCUGGUUUCCACUCUUCUUCCCAUUCAAAGAACCGCUGUACCUACCUAGCAACUCGGAACUGCAAGUAUCACUCUGGCGACUUACAAAUGAGCGGCAGGUAUGGUACGAGUGGUACGCCGAGUCGUUUUUACCUGUCUUCAAUGCUCCAUCGUCACCCGAGCACUCUGAUGAUGCAUCUGGAGAUGGGUCCUUCUUUGCGUGUGCUUCGACACAUGUUGCGGUGCCGAGCCCUGUGAUCGACGCUGUCGAUGCAUUUCCAUCUUUAGAGCGUUCUGAGAUUCGCAAGAGUGGUGAAGAACUCCCGAGGUCUACCGCGGGUGUCAUUAAAAUUGGGCAGACUUCGCUGCACAAUCCUGGGGGACGUAGUAGUUGGAUCGGUUUAUGAUGAACAUUUUACUGCCUGUAUGCACAUGGUGGCUCUCAGGAUUGUCUUUGCCCUAAAAUAGCUGUUGUAAUGCCAUGACGGCAGUCCUUGAAGUAUUCUGUCUCACUACUUAUUUAAAGUUAAACCAUGGUUGCAAUUGCUGCUCCACAAAGUCUCACAAACGCCUUGUAGAACUAUAGCCUCGACGAGUUAAUUGUAUUCAAAAUAUGCAGUCUGGUGCC